Molecule: messenger RNA, 1679 nt
Organism: Fomitopsis serialis
Lineage: Eukaryota; Fungi; Basidiomycota; Agaricomycetes; Polyporales; Fomitopsidaceae
Exons: 1
Coding region: 1-1497 (498 amino acids)
Source: RefSeq, a predicted model, not a curated record
AUGUCGGCAGCCUACUCCGUGCACAAGAUACUCUUUCUGGAGAAGAGUCCGCGGGAUAUGCGAGGAUCAAUGCAGCAAAUGACUUUCACCCUCGGAGUCUCGAUUGCCCUGAUCCUGACUCUGGGGCUAGCCGCAGUUGCCGCGGUACUACGCCUUCAUCGCUACAUCGCCUCGAAGUACCUCCGCGGCAAGAGAAUUGGACUGGAAACUAGUGCUGGGUUUGAUGCAGGUCAAGAGCUAGUAUUUUCUGAAUCCGGCCGCCUAUCAUGCUACUACUGGUCGGCCUCGGAAAUCGCUCCGGAAACUCUUGUACUCCCGACGAUCUUCGGUCGCUUGCCUAUUCUUCCGUUUCCUCUUCUCCUGUCAGCACGCGCCCUAGUCUGCUGGGAUCUCGUCGUGUACAACUCUCGCAAAGGAACAGUGAAUUUUGUUCCCCUCGCUACCUUUUGGCGUCGCUCCGCGGUCCAACAUCUCAAGAAGGAGAAGCCGGUGGCCCCUAGUCGCGUUUCUGGCAGCUUGUGCAUCUCGACUUGCCCGAAGGUCGCCUCUGGCGACUCCUUGAAGCGUGAAGACGGCACGCGACACGCUGCUAAUGCGGACUCGGUUUGCGCGGACACCCUUGCCGAGGCUACCUCGUCGUUGGACUCUUUGUCUGUGCAGCCCCCCUCUCUGGCUACCGAGGCGCUUCACAUCGACCCAAGUGUCAAGGUACCCGGUCCUAUCUGCGUUACGCUCGUCCCCUCCGAACAAUCAAGGAGACGCUCCCCUCGGAAGAAGACUGCGUCGCCAAACUUGAAUCGAAACCAGCAAGGUGCUUCGUCACAGGCCGCCUCUCCUAGCACUCCCAGCGCAUCUCAAGGUACCAAGGCGACUCCAGUCAGACGCCUCAAGACCGCGUCCGUCGAGUUCGUGCUUUUCCUAGCUUGGAAGGUGAUAUCGCAGAAGCGCGUCGUCCCACGUCCCCGUCGCCGGUUCCGCCCCUCUCGCGAGUUCUUGCAGCGCAUCGUCCGUCAGCAUGUCAAACAUAACGCUAGGAUCGCUGCGUCAGGUGCCACACCGCAAUCCCGCAAGGUCUCCGCUUCCUUGGUAAUGCCGUGCAAACCGUCUGCGCCUGUCCCGGGCCCUUCUCCCAAGAAGGCUGAGUUGGUGAUAGCGGCCCCGCCCGCUGUCAGCCUUCCCGCGCCGGCACCGGCCGCUGACCCCCAGCUGUCUCGCAACAACCUGCUCAAGCCGAGCCCGACCACGUCCAUUCGCGGCAAGCAGCUGUACGGCGCGCGCAAGUCACUGCGGUCACAGCCUCUUCGUGUUCCUCGCGGCCAGCCUACUCCGUCCGGCCGGAGCGACCCGUUCUCGUCGAACGCGUCCACCGAGAGCAUGCGUUUGGACCUUCGUUUCAGCAAGCUGGGAGAUUCUGUGCGGCGCAAGGACCCCCUUUCGCCCAGGAUGCUCAUUGCUGCUCACGCCCGGUUUGGCGCUCCGGCUCCCUGCUCUCCUUGAUCCUACUCAUGGACGGUUCGAGUCUCCGAGUAGACAGGUGAGGUGCAACCGACUUGACAUUACCUACCAUACAUGACUGUUCUCAGUUCAAUCACAACCUAUACUCACGAGCUCGGACAUGUGUAGCGAUACAUUCUAUUAUUGUGUACAGCAGACCGAUACCGAUAUUGGGUCUAGUACAG